AGUGGACCUGGGUGGGUGGCCGGGGCAGGAUGAGUGGGUCUUUGCGUGCGGCCCUGCGCUUGGGUGUCUGGGCGGCGCGGGGCCGACCCGGGCGGCGACACUUGAGCGAGGCGGCCUCCGGCAGCGCUGGAGGCAGUGGUGGGGCCGAUGGCGGCGGCUCGGGGUCGCGGGAAGCGGUGGAACGACUGGUGCGGGAGCACCCGGUGGUGGUGUUUAUGAAGGGCAGUCCGGCGCAGCCCCUCUGCGGCUUCAGCAACGCCGUCGUGCAGAUCCUGCGGCUGCACGGCGUGGAGGACUACCGCGCCCACGACGUCCUGCAGGACCCCGACCUCCGACAAGGAAUAAAAAACUACUCCAACUGGCCUACCAUCCCACAAGUAUACCUCAAUGGUGAAUUCGUUGGUGGCUGUGAUAUCCUCCUCCAGAUGCAUCAGAAUGGAGAUCUCGUAGAAGAGCUAAAGAAAUUAGGAAUCCGCUCAGCACUUCUGGAUGCAGAAAAAGACCAAGAAAAAAAGUAAAAGGAGGAAAAGAAAAAGAUGCCGUGAUGGGAAAUCUUUGAUAAGAACUUGUAACCAGUAAAGCCUUAUUGUACUUCAGUUCAAAGAAGGCAUCUUUUUAAACUGACACUAAGAUUUAUCAGUGGAUGUCUGUUAGCUCAUGGUAAAUGUAGUGAUCUCAGUAUUUUGAUUUAUGGAUAUUGUGAAAAUUUGAGUAUAACCACUGUACUGUAAAGCAUACACAUGUGGAAAUUGUUUUAAAAAAAGGAAAAAAAAAAAGUUCACUUCUGAAAGCAUUCUUUUGAUUGAUGCGGGAGUAAACCAAAAGAACUAAUAAUGCUAUUUUUAUUGAUUUUGUGUUUCUUUGUUACACAAACCUGUGAAAACAGUGUUUGCAUUCCCUUGCUCUUGAAAAAGUGCUAAGUAGUGCUAGUGCAUCUGUGGGUUUUUUGUUUUGUUUUUGUUUUCUAUAACUCCUGAUGAUAAGAAUUCCCAAGAGCCUGUAAAGUUUCUACUAUCUCAUAUGUUAUAGGAGAAAAUAGCCCUCAUACAAUACAUAAGAAAUCGUGGUAUGAGAGUGCAUGAAAUACACUUUUAUUCCAAAGGUUAAAAAUAAACACACUAGCACAAAUACAUGUAUAAUGGUCAUCAUUACUUUGUAUCUUCCUGUUAGCUUUUAAAAGACUGCUUUGAAUUGUGCCUGAAGAUUUUUAUAAAACCUUUUCUACCUCUUGCAAUGUGGCUUUUCCCCGUUUAUAUACUUUGUGUACUGCAGUUUCCCUGUGUCAGUUUUAGAAUGUGGGAAUUGUUAAGGCUCCAGUAUUCUUGUUUGCAAGAGUACAGGAAAAUACUUCAGUAAUUACUUCAUUAUUUGCUAGUUACUAAGUUAUCUUUUCAGAUAUGUUGUGUUUCCAAGUGUUGUCUCUGAACAGCUGUAGUUCCUGGAGUAUGGUCUUCAAACAUGGGUUAAACAGAUUAAAGUUUCAUUGGAGACAAGAUGCAAAGUGCAGCAGAAGGGCUACUGAAAAUAGCCAAAGCGUUCCUUUGUUGGAAGCUCUGGAAAGUCUUCAAGUAACUAUCUAACCUUGUUUUCCCAGGUGAAAAUAAAUAAUUUUAAACAGUCUAGCUUCACCUGUACAGUAAUACUGCUAAGGAUAAAAGCUAACCACACUGUUUUUAAAUACCAUUUACCUUUAUGAAUGCAGACCAGGGAAUGGUUUGCAUGUGAGCUAAGCAAGUGAUUGAAAAUAAAGUGUUUUAUGUAGAUUGUCUGCAAUAGUUCCUUUUUAUUUUAAAUUAUUAUAAUGAAACCAAUACUGCUUUUAAUGUGAAAUCUGAAAUGUAAGAAAAAAAAAAAAACCCUCACUGGAAGAGGAACUCAGGAUUGUCACUGGUAGAUGGGGGGUUUUAAUGCCAGUUUCAAUUUUAUCUCUUUUGUGUUCACCAGAGCAAGCUGUCUAGUAGAGAAACUAUGUCCCAGCAAAAUGUGUGCUGGUUACAGUAUGUUUAUUGUAUAGUUUACUGUUUAGUUCAAAUGCAGUCAGUAUCUCCAUGCUUAAAAAGCAUCUCAGCUUAAACAGCCACUCAGCUUCACUACCAGUAGAAGUAACUUUAGCAUGAACACUGAUAAUGAAUAAGCUGUGCUCAGAGGCAGUCAGUUGUGAUUGUUAGUUGUGUAUGUAUGAGUGCAUGAUUUUCUUUUUUGUUCAUACACCACAUCACAUGAAAUGCCAAGCUCUAGUUCAGUUUAACCUCUCUUGAAAUCCUGAUUAAAUGAGUUUUCUUACA
Messenger RNA from Gallus gallus (chicken), 2285 nucleotides. It is a transcript of the gene GLRX5, whose product is annotated as glutaredoxin 5. The coding region runs from base 30 to 518 and encodes 162 amino acids. The record is from RefSeq and is marked provisional. The transcript is spliced from 2 exons. Lineage: Eukaryota; Metazoa; Chordata; Aves; Galliformes; Phasianidae.